Molecule: messenger RNA, 1442 nt
Organism: Pelagomonas calceolata
Lineage: Eukaryota; Pelagophyceae; Pelagomonadales; Pelagomonadaceae
Source: the annotation of a GenBank genome assembly
GCGGUUGUGCCAAGCGAAAAGCACGAGAAGCAGCCCAAACACUAGGAUGAUCCUCACGCAUUGCCCCGCCUGCGCUGCCCCACUUCACAGUACCAAUGCCAAGCAAUGCAGCCGCUGCAAGACGCGCUACUGCGGAUUGGCCUGCCAGAAACAACACUGGGAGGGAGGCGGACACGACAAACUCUGCAAAUUGAUAAAGAAAAGCGGCGGCGCCGAGCAAUUUCAUGCCGAUACGAAGUAUACGGCGGCCGUAGCGGUUGCUGCGAAGGAAUGCGCCGAGGACACCAAGGGUCAGACGUGCUACAUCUGCACGCAGGCCCUCCAUUGGAAAACGAAGGAAGGCCUCGUGCGAAUGUGCGCGUGCCGCGGGACGGCGGGUUUCGCGCAUGUUUCGUGCUUGGCGGAGCAAGCGAAGAUUUUGGUCGCAGAGGCCGAGGAGAACAACUUGGACUGGAAGGUGCAGAAUGAUAGGUUUCAGCGGUGGCACACGUGCGGCCUUUGCGAACAGAUGUACCACGGCGUCGUGGAGUGCGCGCUCUCGUGGGCGUGCUGGAAGACGUACGUGGGGCGGCCGGAGGAUGACUGGGCUUACAAUGUGGCGAUUUCAGUGCUUGGGAACGGUUUAGCGUCUGCACGUCAUCACAAAGAGUCGUUGUCCGUGAGAGAGGCCGAGUUGUCUAUGCUGCUCCGCACUAAUGGAUCACAACACAACAUUCUCGUUGUGCAGGGAAACCUUGCAAUCGCGUAUGAAGCGCUUGGACAGCAUGAAGAGGUCUUGCGGAUGCGACGGAAGAUAUACUCUGGCUGGUUGAAGCUAUACGGCGAAGAACAUUUUGACACCCUCCGAGAAGCCAACAACUUAGCGUCGUCGCUUCUGGACCUACAGCGCUUCGAAGAAGCCAAAUCACUGUUGCGCAGGACACUGCCCGUGGCGCGACGCGUCGGAACAAGUGAUGAACUUACGCUCAAGAUGAAUUGGAUUUACGCGAGGGUGCUCUACAGGGACGCCGACGCCACGCUUGACGAUCUCCGCGAGGCCGUAAGCAAGCACGAGGAGUUGGAACGGACCGCGCGGCGCGUUCUCGGUGGCGCGCACCCGGAUGCAGUGGGGAUUGAGAAAUCCCUGCGAGACGCGCGAGCCGCCCUCCGCGCCCGCGAAGCUGAGGCGGUGCGAGUGGCGGACCGCGCCGCCGCCGGCGCGUUACAAAGGGACCUCUACGCCUUACGACGGCGCUUCGAGCUUGCCUGCGAAGCGGGGACGGUGCAAGUGGCAGAACGCGACGCGUUACAAAGGGACUUGGACGCCAUACAACGGCGCCUCGAGGCGAGAGAAGCGCCCUUCUCCGGCGUCGUGAGCUCCAUCUGCGAGGCGGUGGGGGCGCUGGCGCCGGGGGACGCGUAAAGCCACACGAGAUAUAUACCAUAGCACUUACGGAGCGGAG